Messenger RNA from Melanotaenia boesemani (Boeseman's rainbowfish), 8513 nucleotides. RefSeq names its product neogenin 1a (gene neo1a). Lineage: Eukaryota; Metazoa; Chordata; Actinopteri; Atheriniformes; Melanotaeniidae. Gene Ontology annotation, molecular function: protein binding. The record is from RefSeq and is a predicted model, not a curated record. Gene Ontology annotation, biological process: cell-cell adhesion. Gene Ontology annotation, cellular component: membrane. The coding region runs from base 504 to 5054 and encodes 1516 amino acids. The transcript has 29 exons.
UCCAACACGCUGCUCUCUUACGUCCCGUCGGUGAGCAGUGAGCUGGCCGCGGCAGAGAUUUCUCUUUCUGAUCGGAUCUUAUUUUUUUUCUACAACUGAGCUGUUUCUAGACUUUAGCACACUCGGAAGAUAUCGUAGUAGUGUAGUUGGCACGGCGGUGCGUAACACUGCGCAAAUCAUUGUAAAGACUGCGCCUCCGUGGCAAUGGAUUGAUUUCAGUGUGGGUUUUUUUUACGACCUGUGCUUCGACCAAGUUGAGAAAACAGUCUCUAACCUGCGGUUUUCUCCUUGCAGCUACGUGUUCCAUCCGACCAGUUUUAAAAGUACAUAGCUACGGAUGUUUCUGCACAUUUUAGGACUUUGAACUUUUUCCCCCUCCUUUGCGCAUUUGCAGGAGGUGGCCGGGGGAUUUUAAGGAUUUAUUCAUUUAUAUCUAUAUAUAUUUUUUUAAACGAGUUUCUAAGGGGUUCUUGAAAGCUGCAAAGAUUUAUUUGUGAAAAGUGAUGGCCGAGCGGGGAGCUCUGUCGCUCCUCUCUCUCCUCUGUCUCACCUUUCUCUACACGGAGACCACCGCGGCAAAGCAUGCCGACAAAGGUUCAGCAGCAUACCCCUUCAGCCCCUUCUGGUUUAUGGUGGAGCCCCAGGACACACUGGCCAUCCGGGGCAAUGGCGCAUUGCUCAACUGCUCGGCACACACCGACGCAGCCACACCGGCACGAAUUGAGUGGAAAAAAGACGGCACUUUCAUGAGCCUGGCUUCUGAUGAGAGGCGACGCAUACUUCCCGAUGGCUCGCUGUUAUUCACCCACGUGGUCCACUCCAAGCACAACAAGCCGGACGAGGGUACCUAUCAGUGUGUUGCCAGUAUUGAAAACCUUGGAUCCAUUUCCAGCCGCACAGCACGUCUUUCUGUAGCAGGGAUACCCAGGUUUGCCAGCCAGCCGUCAGCGACCACCGUGCAUGUAGGCGACAGCCAGGUCAUACGAUGUGAGGUUAACUCAGAUCUGGUGCCCUUCACACGCUGGGAGAAAGACAGACAGCCGCUGGAGCUGAACACCAGACUGAUCCAGCUGCCCAGCGGAUCUCUGGUUAUCAGCAAUGCUUCAGAAACCGACGCUGGACUCUAUCGCUGUCUGGUGGAAAAUGUGGGCUCUUCCAAGUCCAGCGAUGAGGCCCAGCUGCAGGCACUGCCAGAAACUGGAGAAGAAAGGAAACUGGAGUUCCUGGUUCAGCCUGUGUCUGUUGCCAAGGUGUUGGGUACCAGUGUGCUGCUCCCAUGUGUGGUCAGUGGUUUCCCUUCGCCACUAAUCCGAUGGAUGUUUGGAGACAAAGUCCUGGAAGAAAGUGAGGGUCGUGUGGAAGUGGUGGGAGGAGGCAGUCUCCAGAUUUCCAAUCUAACGGAGGAGGAUGCUGGCAUGUACACCUGUGUGGCGGACAAUUCCAACACCACCAUUGAAGUACAGGCCCAGCUCACAGUACAAGUUCCUCCCCAGUUUGUCAAGCCGCCAGCCAACAUUUACGCCCACGAGUCCAUGGACAUUGUCUUUGAGUGUGAAGUUUCAGGAUCACCGGCUCCAACCGUCAAAUGGGUCAAGAACGGAGACGCUGUCAUCCCCAGUGACUACUUCAAAAUCAUUAAGGAACACAACCUGCAGGUUUUGGGUCUGGUCAAGUCGGAUGAAGGUUUCUAUCAGUGUCUGGCAGAAAACGAUGCAGGCAACAUUCAGUCGAGUGCUCAGCUCAUCAUCCUAGAUCACGACGUAGCCCUGCCCUCCUUCCCUCCCCCUUCACUGACUCCUAACACUACUGACCAUGUAACGCCAGGCUCCGGAGGUGUAGGAAGUCCAGCAGGGCCAGCUCCCUCCGCCCCUAGAGAUGUCGUGGCUUCGCUGGUGUCCACUCGCUUCAUCAAGCUUACCUGGCGCCAACCGGCUGAACCGCACGGUGACGAUUUAACCUACUCCGUUUUCUACAGCCAGGAAGGCAACAGCAGGGAGCGGGUAGUAAAUACCAGCCGUCCAGGGGAAAUGCAAGUCACCAUCCAGAACCUCAUGCCAGACACCAAAUAUCGCUUCAGGGUUGUGGCUCACAACAGCAAUGGGCAGGGUGAGAGCUCUGCAGCGCUCAAAGUGGCCACCCAAGCUGAAGUACAAGUGCCGGGCCCUGCUCCAAACCUGCAGGCAGUGUCAAACACACCAACCUCGGUCUCGCUCAGCUGGGACAAACCCCUUACCGGCAAUGGAGAGAUCCUCACCUACAAGCUGUACUACACAGAUAAAAGCGUAGCUAAUGAACAGGAUGUUGACAUAAAUGGUCAGUCUUACACCAUAACUGGGCUGAAGAAGAACACAGAGUACAGCUUCCGUGUGGUGGCCAACAACAAACAUGGUCCAGGUGUCUCCACUGAGGAUGUCAUCGUCCGCACACUGUCUGAUGUUCCAGAUGCCCCUCCUCAGAACCUUACCCUGGAGGUCCAGAACUCAAAAAGCAUCAUGCUUCGGUGGCAGCCUCCACCCCUGAGCAACCAGAAUGGAGAGAUCACCAGCUACAAAAUACGCUACCGGAAAGGAUCCCGGAGGAGUGAAUCAGCUGUCACCACCGCAGGCACCCAGCUUUACAAGCUCAUUGAUGGUCUGGAGCCCGGUACAGAGUAUUCCUUCCGGGUGUUGGCAAUGACAGUGAAUGGCACAGGACCGGCCACAGAGUGGACCACAACAGAGACGUUUGAGAGCGACCUGGACGAAUCACGCGUACCGGACCAGCCCAGCUCACUGCAUGUUCGACCUCUGGUCAACAGCAUCGUAGUGAGCUGGACUCCACCGGAGAACCAGGAGAUUGUGGUGCGUGGUUAUACUAUCGGCUAUGGCAUUGGAAGCCCCCACGCUCAGACCAUCAAAGUGGACUACAAGCAGCGCUACUACACUAUUGAGAACCUGGACCCCAGCUCCCACUAUGUGAUCACUCUGAAGGCCUUCAAUAACGUGGGGGAGGGAAUUCCUGUGUACGAGAGUGCUGUAACCCGACCACAAUCAGACCCCUUAGACCCCGAUGUUGACCUGUACGAAAUCUUCCAUGCUCCAUACACCCCAGUACCAGACCCAACCCCCAUGAUGCCUCCUGUGGGUGUUCAGGCCUCCGUGCUGAGUCAUGACACCAUCAAGGUGACCUGGGCUGACAACUCAUUACCCAAGAACCAAAAGAUCACAGAUAACCGAUUCUAUACUGUGAGAUGGAAGACCAAUAUCCCUGCCAACACUAAAGUGAAGAUGGCCAACACCAGCAGCCUGAGCCACAUGGUGACGGGUCUCAAGCCCAACACACUUUAUGAGUUCUCCGUCAUGGUGACCAAAGGCCGCCGCACCAGCACCUGGAGCAUGACAGCACAGGGCACCACCUUCGAGACCAUUCCCAGCUCCUCCCCAAAAGAUGUGACUGUGGUGAGCAAAGAGAACAAACCUCGCACCAUAAUUGUCAACUGGCAGCCUCCCUCUGAAGCAAAUGGGAAAAUCACCGGCUAUAUUAUUUACUACAGUACAGAUGUAAAUGCAGAAGUCCAUGACUGGGUUAUUGAGCCGGUGGUGGGUAAUCGCCUCACUCACCAGAUCCAGGAGCUGACCCUGGACACCACCUACUACUUCAAGAUCCAGGCCCGAAACUCUAAAGGCAUGGGCCCCAUGUCUGAGGCCGUGCGUUUCCGCACUCCAAAGACUGAGUCUUCUGACAAAAUGGCUAAUGACCAAGCUUCAAAUCUUCCACCAAAACCAGGACUAGGCGGCUCAAAUCCACAGGACUCUGGGACUCCACUUGGUAAAUCAGGUGUUGGAAGCGGUGAAAAUCACAUCCUGGUCAUUGUCAUCAUUAUAUCAGUGGGAGCCUUCACCAUAAUAGUGGUGGUAGUGGGGGCCUUCCUGUGCACACGGCGCACCACGUCCCACCAGAAAAAAAAGCGAGCCGCCUCAAAGUCCUCAAAUGGCUCCCAUAAAUACAAGGGUAACUCCAAAGACCUAAAGCCGCCUGAUCUUUGGAUUCACCACGAGAGACUGGAACUGAAACCUACGGACAAGUCCCCAGAACCCAACCCCGUCAUGACUGAGACACCCAUCCCCCGCUCCUCACAGGACAUCACACCAGCUGACAGCGGCUUGGAGAGCAACCCCCACCUGCAGCAGAGGCGCAACUCCUACCGUGGCCACGAAUCAGAGGACAGCAUGUCUACACUAGGAGGCCGCCGAGGGAUGAGGCCUAAAAUGAUGAUGCCUUUUGAUGCACAGCCACCUCAGCCCGUGAUUAGUGCUCAUCCCAUCCAUUCCCUUGAUAACCAUCACCACUAUUAUCACAUGGGCAGCCUGGCAUCACCCACACGCAGCUACCUCUACCACCAGGGCAGUGGGCUCCCACGCCCACACGCCUGCGCCACCCCCAUCUCCCAUCUAGACAGGGUGGACUCUACAGAUUCGGUGAGGAACACCCCCAGCUCGGAGCCCCUCCCUCCAGCCACCACCUCCUCCCAGGCCUCCUGCCCCUCCGAGAUUCUGGCUGACCCCGAGGGCAGCUACCACGGCUCCACCACCACAGAGGAGGAGACCAGCUACUCCAGCAACCUGCCCCCACACCGUUCAGCCCACCCGCAUGCUCACGCUCACCCACUCAAGAGCUUCGCCGUACCUGCAAUCCCAGCCUCCAGCCAUUCAUCAUACGAGUCGCCUGCCUUGCCCAGCACGCCCCUGCUCGCCCAGACUGGUGAGCCAAGGAUCACAACAUUAGGGCCUCCCACUCACCCUCACAUUGUAAAAACAGCCUCCAUUGGAACUCUAGGAAGGACACGAACACCAAUGGUAGUCACUGUGCCCAACGCCCCUGAUGUGCCAGAGACCAGCAAGAUGCUGGAGGAUGUAGACAGCGUGCUUGCCUCCCUCCCCCCCUGUCCCUCCCCCGCCCCCCGCAGUAACCCUAUUCCUCUCCCUCAGAGCUACGAGCCCGAUGAGCUGACCGAGGAGAUGGCUCAUCUUGAGGGCCUGAUGAAGGACCUGAACGCCAUCACCACAGCGCCAUGAGCAUGCACUCGCCACAGCGUCUACACACAGACACGCUUCUUCUGUCAUGCACACAUGCACACACUUACAGAUGGCCACACAACUCUCACGACAAACAAAACAAAACACAGCCAAACGUAAACCUUCUGGAGCCAGAGGCCACUGGACACUAAAAUGGCCUCUUGUGCCCGUGGAAACUCUUAGGCCCCCCCGCCCCCCUGCACAGAGAGAGAGAGAAAAAAAAACAGGAGAACCUCCAGACUGAAACUUAAGAACUUUUUUGGCUCACCUUGCUCAGUCUCAGGAAGGAGAUCGCCAUCAGAGGGAAGAAAAACGAGAUGCUUCAUCUUUAUAUGAAGAACCAUUCUCAAAGACAAUGAACUUAUAAAUGUUGGUCGCUUUCAACCAGAAGAUUGUGAAUUUUAUUUCCUCAGCAAAAAUCUGUACGGUGCCGAAGGCUCGCUCAAGAAGGUUAAUUCAAUGUCAAGUCAAAAGGAGGAAGUCCAAAAAUAUGCCUGUUUUGAUGUUGGUGCUCAUGCAGCACAGUCUACACACAGUGUUUGUUUGAUUAGUGUUUUCUUUGUGCAUUUUGUAUCUAUUGGGCCGUUUCAGUGAAGUGAGCAAUGGAUAUCAGCCCCUCUUUUUACAAACCUAGUUUUUUUCUUAUCUUUUCCCCUAUUGUGUCAUAUAUUGUGCCAUGAAUUUUUAUUAUUCCAUGUUAUUGUAUUAUUUUUUUACACACAUAUCCUUAAGAACAUGUACAUAUAUUUCUUUUUUUUCUUCAAGCUGCCUCAUUCUUUUGAUGUUUCCCAUUGUUUCAUUAUUAUUAUUAUUUGGGAUGAAAGUGGGAUUACAGUGAGGAGAUGCCAGAUGUGUUUCUACAGUACAUUCUUCUCUGGCAUUUUGUUUCCCACUUUGUACAUUUUAAUGCUUUUCAGUCUUUCUGUUUGUCGUGGGAGCUCCAUUUUUAAAAGCCUUACCAACGUGUUUGUAUGUUGGAGCGUGGAGAAGACUCAGCGUCACGCUGUCACUCGCUUUUGUGGCAGCUUCCCCAUCAUUUUGGGGAAUUGACAGUACCUCCUCACAGGUCAGGGGGUACCUCGGACUCAGGACGCUGUCCCCACCCCUUCCUAAAAGAACAAAUCAGUCAACUACAACUGACAAGUUAUCUUUUAUACGAGAUGUUCGAUUGUAUGUGUGUGUUUCCAAAAACCAAUAUUUGGUUUCAGACAUCUGUUCUGUUGAACCACGUGGGCAUUUUCCUGCAACGGGGAUGUGUUUUGCUGUUUGCUAUUCUUCAUCAGACGCCACACUGUGGUUCUUUUACAAAUCUUAUAAGAUGCAAAGACGUUGGCCUUUUGAAGGGGGGACUCCCAGAUUUUUUUACAUGGUAGGUUUUGUAUGAAGAAAAAAAAGCUUGUUCUGUACACAAAUCUGCUGUAAAAAGGAAAAAAAGAAGUUCAUCUAAGAAACUAGUUUUUCAUUACCCUCUUACCCAAAGAAAUUUGUCAUUUGCAAUCAUAGUAAUUUGCUCUACUUUUGUGAAUACUAUGUUUCUCAUAAAUGUACAUCGUCAUGAAUGUCAGUAUAACUGUAAGAGAUUUUAACUAUGGAAACAAACAAGGAACAAGUUUUGGGGGUGAAGUUGAGUAAAAACAACGGUGGGAGAAAAAGGACCGGACUCCAUUUGGGAAAUGAUCUAUUGAGUUGUAAACAGUUGAACCUGUAUUGCACUUUUUCACAGUUUUUGGAAAGUACAUUUCUUACAUAUCUUGUGUUUUAAAUAUCAAAAGCUGUUUGUGUAACGUAGUGUCCUAGAUAAGCAGCAGGCAGCUGGUCUUGUUUUUUUUUUUUACAUUUUUUUUUUUUGCUUGAGAGAUGAUAUGAAUUGAGCAGCCGAGUUUUUUGACUCCGCAGCUCACAAUGAGGAAUUCUGUUGUUCUGCUUGUUCAUGUACAGAGCUUUCUUUGCUUUCUGUAGAAAAAAGAAGAAUCUGUGGCUUUUUAAAAAAUCUUCAAAAAAUGUUUAAAAAAAAAAAAAGAUUUUUUUUUUUUUUUUAUUGGUGCUCCUAUACAUUGUGUAUACAAACUAUUAUGAAUACUAACAAAGUAAAUGUUUCCACUCGUCUUCUUUUCAUCAAAAGUGAUCUAAAUACCCGACAGGAAUUAACUUGGUAUUUAUCAAUCACUAUACAUUGUGUUCCAAAUUAUGAUGCAUAUGCUGUUUUUGUUCAUUUCUCAUAAGUAAUCAAUGCAAAUGACAGUGAAUGCAAUUUUUUUUCAUCGUAUGAAUUAUAUUAGGUCAUAUAAUCUGAAUUUUAUUGAACGAAGCUAUCAAUGAUAAAAACCGCAUUUUUGCCAGUCACUCAAAAUACAUUGUUCAAAAUAAUUAUGCAUAACAGUUUCAAAACAUUAAAUAGGUUGCAAAGAACUAAAAGAGCAUGACUGUCAUAUUUUUUGCAUUAUGUAGAAGAUUUAUUUAUAUAUAUAUAAAAAAAAAAUCACAGAUCAAGUUCCAUGUUGACGUAGAAAAACCCUUUUUGAUAUCAUCUUAACUCUCUCAUUCAUUGAACUUGGAUGUCUCCAGAUAGUUUCUUUCUGAAUCAGAUUUCAGGUUAUCAGAAUUGUCUCCCAAAGUGCGGUGUGUUUUCCCCCUUUAUACCUGUAGCAGCCAAAGAUUUAAUGGUUUUUCUUGCAGCAUGUGAUGCUGCUUUAUCUUGCAUGAAAAUUAUUUCAAUGCAGAAGGUACGGUUAUUUUAUACCAUGGCAAGAAAUGGUCAAUUUGAAACUGCAUGUAUUUUGCAGAAGUCAUUUUCACACACACACACAUCCUAAAGACGCUUACUAUGUCACUCCCCAUUAUUCCAGCCCAAAACACUCCAUCACCACCUUGCUGAUGCUGCAGCCUUGUUGGGACAUAGUGGCCAUCCACCAUCCAUCCAAAACUCCAUCCAUUUGGACGAUCCAGUGUAGCAUAGCAUUCAUCUUGGAAUAAAACUUUGAAAUGUAGUAUUCAUGUAUUUCUGAACCCACUACAAACUUUUCUCCACGUGGGGAUUGAUGGCAAAAAUACAGCUUUAUGCACAACUCCAAGCCCUCUGGAGAUGUUCAUGGGAUUUCAUGGACACCAGUAGCUUCAAAUACCUGCCUGCAGCUCAUCAGUGGCUUUUUAACUACUGCUCUCUGAAUAUAUGAUGCAUUUACCUGACAGACUUUUCCUGAUAUGCAUUUAUCUGAAUGAACCUGUUUGUUCUCUGAAUCUCACUUUUUUUCAGUUUGCGUGCACUGCAAAAAGGAGCUAUCUUAAUAUAAAAAAAUUAAUUAAGAAGAUUCAGACUAUAGUCAAGUGAAAUAAUCUGACAGUGUAGUAAGAAAAUUACACUUGGAAAGAUUUCCUAAAAUAAGAAAAACAAAUAGAUUAGACAUGUGAGAAAUAUCUUAAAACAAGUUGUGAACAUUCAUUUCAAGUAGCUUAAGUAAA